This is a messenger RNA of Emys orbicularis (European pond turtle), 963 nucleotides long. RefSeq names its product C1q and TNF related 12 (gene C1QTNF12). Gene Ontology annotation, molecular function: hormone activity. The transcript has 8 exons. NCBI's taxonomy places the organism in Eukaryota, Metazoa, Chordata, Testudines, Emydidae. The coding region runs from base 1 to 963 and encodes 320 amino acids. The record is from RefSeq and is a predicted model, not a curated record.
AUGAGGGGCUGGAUCUGGCUACUUGUGGCAACUUUACUGUGCCAGCAGCUCUCUCUCUUUCGAGUGAUGGCAGCAAAGAGAGAGAGAAAGAAGAUGAAAGAGCCCAAUCAAUAUACAGAGCCCUUCAAUGCAACCCUGUCCAACAGUGAAGAACUGCAUGGGCAUCCCAAGAUUCUAGAAUCUCCAGAUCCUCGAAUCACAGAUCCGCGGCGCACCUGGAUCUCAUUUGUACAUCGCCCGGACGAUGGCAACAACUCCAAAAGGAAAUGCAAAGGGAGAGACAAGAAAUUACGUGGCCUUGUUGGGCCCCCAGGGCCGCCGGGCCCCCAGGGACCUCCAGGAGCACCAGGGGCCGAAGUCACCCAGGAAGUCCUGCUGCAGGAGUUCAAGGAGAUACUAAAAGAAACCAUUGAACGGCGGGCAUCUCUGGCUAUCUCAGCCCAUCCCAGCCAACUGCCCCCGCUCCUGCUGUCACUGGAGGAGACCUCGCCCUACAAACGGGUGGAGGAAGCAUUCCACUGCAAACUGAAAGGGCAGGUCAUUGUGGACAAGAAGACCCUGGUCGAACUUCAGAACUUCCAGUCGCCUUUGGCCAAAGGAGCUUUCCUCCGGGGAUCAGGCUUGAACCUGGUGACUGGGCGCUUCACCGCAACUGUGUCGGGCAUCUACCAGUUUUCAGCCAACGUCCACAUCGAUCACAGUGAGCUGAAGAGCAAGGUGCAGCUCCGGGCCAGAGACAAUGUCCGUGUGCUGAUCUGCAUCGAAUCCCUCUGUCAUCGAUACACAUCUUUGGAAGUUAUUGCUGGUCUGGAAAGUAACAGCAAGAUCUUCACUGUUUAUGUGCAUGGGUUGCUACAGCUACAGGCUGGGCAAUACACCUCUAUAUUUGUCGACAACAGCGCAGGAGCCCCCAUCACCAUUCAGAAUGGAUCGGAUUUCAUGGGCAUGUUUAUGGGCGUCUAA